Archocentrus centrarchus (flier cichlid) is the source of this 1336-nucleotide messenger RNA. RefSeq lists its product as uncharacterized. The transcript has 7 exons. NCBI's taxonomy places the organism in Eukaryota, Metazoa, Chordata, Actinopteri, Cichliformes, Cichlidae. The record is from RefSeq and is a predicted model, not a curated record. Bases 16 to 807 code for a protein of 263 amino acids.
AUAGCCUGCCCAUAAAUGCCUGGUAUUGCAGAUGUCAGGGAGAACAGUGAUCCACAGCUACCCACCAUGCCUGCUACACACUGGGCUUUUGUUCUCAUCUCUCUGCUGUCCUUCAGCGCAGCAGCACCAACAGCAGACAACUGCAGCCAGCUGACCCAGCCUCUUCUAGCUAACGAGCUUCACCAGAUCAUGGGCAGGUGGAUCUUUAUUGAGGGGCUUGCCACUAAUGAUAGUUUGGGUGACAGUUUGAGGUAUGUGGAAAGUACGUGGAUGGUGCUGAAAACAACAGCAGACAGUCGGACCCUGCAGGUAGAGAUAGCUGGCCGACUGGUUCAACAGCUGCAGCCAGUGCCGCAUGUUCCAAAGAUGGAAGACACCACCAUCCCGACCGAUGUCCAGGGACCUGACAAUUCUUCAAUCCCUAGCUCCCACCCUGUUGGCAGUAACUCACCCGAUCUGGACAGCAUGAAGGAGGAUCACUGUCUCAGGAAUGCUCAGAACAUGUCCCUGAUUGAUGGCAAAGAUUUAGAGUUACACAUGAAACUGGCCAGUUCCCAUCACAGGCUCCUGAGGACCUGCCCUGACUGUCUACUCAUGCACACCUACUAUAAAGGAAACAGCCACCAAUUGUUCUACUUGUUUGGGAGGAAUAAGAGAGUGUCAGCUUCUGAUCUGGAGACCUUCAGAAAACAAGGCGAGUGCCUCAAGCUUCCCCCAUCACCAAAGUUUCACUACGACCCCAACAAUGAACUGUGUCCUGUACAGGAAAAGAAAUCAGAAUCCACACCACCGCAAAGCAUCCCCUAACAGAGCUUUUAAUAACAGUGCCACUAAUAUUGUCAGUCUUCAGCUGUUGAUUGAUUUGUUUUUAUUAAUGAUUAGUUGAAAUAAAGGAAGAAGAAGAAGAGAAGUUUGGAUUUUAAUCCAAAUUUUUAAGCACUGAUCUGAGAAAUUGAGGAAUGCUGCACAGUUACACAGCAGCGACCUGAUGAGCAAGUCGAAACCCUGCUUUGCUGUGUUUUUAGACUGUUAUGGGGGUCAUACAGCAUAUGAUAUAUAUUGCAUUCACUAAAACCUGAAACUAGUGAAUCAGAUGAUAAACUCAGCUCAAAGGUGUUCCUGAGAUCACAGGUCAUGGGAGCCAAAGGCAAGAGGAUUGGACUUUAUACAGGAGUUUCUCUGCAGUGUUAACCAUGUGUUUGGUCAAAAUUCAUUUGAAACAAGAAUCUGUCAGAACUUUUGGGAUUUUAUUUGUUAUUAUCUUUCUGGUUUAUGUGUCAUUUUUUUUUUUCCUGUGCAUAAACUAAUGAAUCAAGUGGCUGGUAUUGUCAACUAA